Molecule: messenger RNA, 1924 nt
Organism: Pongo pygmaeus (Bornean orangutan)
Lineage: Eukaryota; Metazoa; Chordata; Mammalia; Primates; Hominidae
Product: myomegalin-like
Exons: 7
Coding region: 1-843 (280 amino acids)
Biological process (GO): positive regulation of microtubule nucleation; regulation of Golgi organization; centrosome cycle
Cellular component (GO): Golgi apparatus; centrosome
Molecular function (GO): molecular adaptor activity
Source: RefSeq, a predicted model, not a curated record
AUGAUUGUAAAACACAGUCAGCCACAAGUAUCACAACAGAAGAAAUUCAGGCACCAGGUGGUGGUUAAAACAGAAGACAUGAAAGGGAGAGGUAUUUAUUAUCUUCUCACCCAGCAUGCAAAAGAUACAGUAAAAUCUUUUGAGGCUCUCCUAAGGAGCAAUGACAUUGACUACUACCUGGGACAGAGCUUCCGGGAGCAACUCGCCCAGGGAAGCCAGCUGACAGAGACGCUCGACAGCAAACUCAGCACCAAGGAUCAUAAAAGUGAGAAAGAUCAAGCUGGACUUGAGCCACUGGCCCUCAGGCUCAGCAGGGAGCUGCAGGAGAAAGAGAAAGUGAUUGAAGUCCUGCGGGCCAAGCUGGAUGCUCAGUCCCUCACACGCUCCAGCAGCCAUGCCUUGUCUGACUCCCACCGCUCUCCCAGCAGCACCUCUUUCCUGUCUGAUGAGCUGGAAGCCUGCUCUGACAUGGACAUAACCAAUUCCAUCCAUCAUUCGAGUCAUUCUGCUGUAUUGUUUUCUAAACCAUCAUCAACCACUGCAUCUCAGGGGGUUAAGGCCGAAUCCAGGAGCAACCCCAUCAGCUUGCCAACUCCCCAGAAUCCCCCCAAGGAGGCCAACCAGGCCCAUUCUGGCUUUCAUUUUCACUCCAUACCCAAGCUGGCUAGCCUUCCUCAGGCAGCAUUGCCCUCAGCUCCAUCCAGCUUCCUGCCUUUCAGCCCCACUGGCCCUCCCCUCCUUGGAGGCUGUGAGACACCGGUGGUCCCCUUGGCUGAAGCUCAGCAGGAGCUGCAGAAGCUGCAGAAGCAGUUGGGAGAAAGUAAGACAGUUCCCCGGGCCUGAUCCUAAAUCAGGGAGUCAUAUUUCCUAAUGCAGGACAGAAUAGGAAACAGUAAGUAUGAAAAAAGUGGAUGACAAGUUAUGGGGGCUUCUGUAGACAUUUCUAUGAGAACAUCUCUAAGGAACUCCCCCAAGCUGAAUUCAGCACAUAAGCCAUAGGAGGUAUUUAAGAGUAAAUUCUACCCUGAUAAAAUAUUUCACUAAAAAAUUUAGCAUGGGCUGGGUGUGGUGGCUCAUGCCUGUAAUCCCAGCACUUUGGGAGGCCAAGGCAGGCAGAUUACAAGGUCAGGAGUUCGAGACCAGCCUGGCCAAUAUGGUGAAACCCCUCCUCUACUAAAAACACAUAAAAAAUUACCUGGGAAUGGUGGCACAUGCCUGUAAUCCCAGCUACCUGGGAGGCUGAGGCAGGAGAAUUGCUUGAACCUGGGAGGUAGAGGUUGCAGUGAGCUGAGAUGGCACCACUGCACUCCAGCCUGGGUGACAGAGUGAGACUCUGUCUCAAAACAAAACAAAACAAAAAAUUUACCAUGCCACUGUUCUUCAAUUGUGUAUAUAUAUAUAUAUAUACACACAAAAUUAACAUAUAUAUGUUAAUUUUAUGUCCCUAGAUAAGUCGUAAGGUCUGUGAGAAUGAAGAUAGUUCUGCAUUUCACAUCCCUUACAGCACCAGUAUCAGAGAGAUUCACAGUAGAUACUCAAUGAAUAAUUAGAAUCAUUUCAUCCUAAGUCUAGAUAAGACCCUUCAUGUCUUCUGUUUUAACCACCACCUGAUGCCUGAAUUUCUUCUAUGUUGUGAUACUGUGGGUGACUGUAUUUUGCAAUCAUGGGUAUCUCAUUAACUCUCAUGCCAUCAACUGAUGAGACCCAAACCAAGAGACCCUAAGUGAGAGCCACCCAGCUGAGCCCAGUGAAACCAAACAACCAUGAAGCAUAAUAAAGUAUUGUUUGAAGUCAUUAAGUUUUAGAGUGGUUAUUACUUAGCAAUAGGUAACCAGAACACAUACCAAGAUGAAUGUCUGUUUUCAACACAAAGUAUCAAUAACACUUUUAACUAUGGCAAAUAGCAUUGAGUGCUUAAUAUAUG